UAAUUGAUAAUUGUUUGCAAUAUUUUUAUAUAUCUAUUUUAAACGAAUAAACAUUUUUAUUAUUUUACCAAUAAAAGUCAUCUUUAUUGUGAAAUGAGUAAUUUCUCUUUAGAUUUAUAUUGUGUGUAAUCUUACUAGCAUUUAAUGUUAUACGGCAUGUAAACAACAUGGAGGAAGAAGGAGCAGGUGGAGCCGAUAAUAUUGUCGCAGAUUUCAACACCUACGAGGAGUUUCUUGAUUUCCAGAUAAAACCAAUCGAUUUAUACUAUCUUGAGGAUGAAGAGUUGGCUAGACAGGUUGUUGAGCUUGGAUACAGAGGUAGUGGAGAAGUUUUGAAGCGUGAAGAAUUUGAGGCUCGUAAACAGGCUGCUGAAGCUAGUCGACUAUCUAAAAGGAGUCAACAGAAGACUUUGGCACAUUCAGGAAAGGAAAUAAAUGAUCCAUUUUUGAAAGCUCUUGCAAUGAGAGAGGAAGGAAAUAGAAGUGGAAAAAUGACAAGUAUUAUAUUCAUUAGAGAUAAGAAUGCACGGGAUCAGGAAAUUUCUGGUUAUAUAGAUUAUGCUCACAGACUCAAGACAGAAGAUUUUGAACCAUAUUUCUCUGGAAAGAAAAAACUCUUACCAAGACCAUCUGAUUUAAGUUUUUAUAAUUGGGAAACACAGACAUCAACAUCAAACCCUACACCAAAUUAUCUAGUAAUGGCUGACAAUGCUAAGGGACUGAUAUUUAAAAAUAAGAGAGACAGAAAGAAAGUCGAUGUGGACCCUAAAGCUCCUUCACCAGGGGAUAACACAGAGAGAACAAUAAUAGAAUCUCCCAAAUACAUACAGAUUGUCAUAUACGACCACAAGACACGUAGGAAAACAUAAAUAUCAACUAUAUUUGUAUACAAAAACUGUGAUAAUGAAAUAUGUAAAUAAGUAUGAAGACAAUAUUUUUGUCAGUAUUGUGAGGGUCAUUUAAAGAUCCCUUGGAAUAUUUUAAAAUUAGUUGAAUACAUUUGAAUAUUUUUAAAAGAAAAUUAUAAGCCCUUACAGGCAUGACAGGGAAAUAAACAGUUGAGAAGAUCAUAUUGCAUAAAUAUUUUGUUAAAUGAAGAAAAAAAAAUCAAUAUUUUAUUCUACAUUGUAAUUGAUAAGUAUAUCUGAUAAAUUUUCAAAGAUCCAUCCAUUCAGAUAAUGUUGACUGAAGAUGGUAGAAACCAAUCUUCAGUGCAACAGCUUGUAAUUUUCUUUGAUUUUUUUAUCAUGAAUGUACACAGUACCAAUUUUCCUGUCUGAUUUUGAAGAUAUAACUGUGAUCAUAAUUUAUUUAUUCAAUUAUUUAUAAUUGUUUUGCCUUAAAUAUAUAAUAAAUCUUGUUUUUAUAA
Molecule: messenger RNA, 1369 nt
Organism: Mytilus trossulus (common blue mussel)
Lineage: Eukaryota; Metazoa; Mollusca; Bivalvia; Mytilida; Mytilidae
Product: cilia- and flagella-associated protein 299-like
Exons: 6
Coding region: 168-869 (233 amino acids)
Source: RefSeq, a predicted model, not a curated record